GGUUUUUGAGCAGUAGUGUCCGAUGACGUCACCGCCAGGAAAGUACACAACAUUACUGAGCUGCUGCUGCUGCUGCAUUGAGGGACAACCGACAAGACAAUCACAGUCUCCCUGCGGAAACCUUUCAUGACAUUCACAUAAGGAAUACAACCUGCCCUAUCAUGGAGAAGCCUCCUUUCAGACAGAACCAGAGCUGCGGCGCCUGGGAGUUGAAAGAGAGACUGGGCAUGGGUGGCUUUGCACAUGUUUAUCUCUACCAACACCAUGAAACAAAUGAGAAACUAGCUGUGAAAAUGUGCCGCCUGGAGCUGACGGCAAGAAACAAGGACAGAUGGAGCAGAGAGAUUCAAAUCAUGAAAAAGUUAAAUAAUAUCAAUGUGGUGACAGCUAGAGAGGUGCCCGAAGAGAUGAAUCACAUAGCCUUAAACGAUCUUCCGCUGCUGGCCAUGGAGUACUGCUCCAGGGGAGAUCUGAGAAAGUUGCUGAGCAAACCGGAAAACUGUUGUGGGUUGAAGGAAAGCGAGGUGCUCUCACUACUCAACGAUGUCGGCUCAGGCAUCCAGUAUCUGCACGAGAACAAGAUCAUACACAGAGACCUUAAGCCUGAAAACAUAGUCUUACAAGAUGUCAGCGGCAAGCUUGUUCACAAAAUUAUUGACCUUGGCUACGCUAAGGACUUGGACCAAGGCAGUCUCUGCACUUCUUUCGUUGGAACCCUCCAGUACCUGGCCCCAGAGCUGUUUGAGACGAAGCCGUACACCGUCACUGUGGACUACUGGAGCUUCGGCACCAUGGUGUUUGAGUGCAGCUGCGGCUUCCGGCCGUUCCUGCACAAUCUGCAGCCCGUCCAGUGGGCCACCAAAGUACGGAACAAGGGACCAAAAGACAUCAUGGCUGUUGAGGAGCUGACCGGAGAAGUUAGAUUCUCCACACAUCUGCCCUAUCCUAACAACCUCAGCAGCACACUGCUGGAGCCCAUGGAGGGCCUCCUGCAGCUCAUGCUGAAGUGGGACCCAGUCCAGAGGGGCGGCAGGAUGGGCGCGGACAGCAAGAAGCCCCAGUGCUUCGAGGUGUUGGAGCAGAUCUUGAACAUGAAGGUGGUCCACAUCCUCAACAUGACCACGGCCCAGGUCCACUCCCUGGAGCUGGCCCCGGAGGAGAGCCUGCACAGCCUGCAGCGGCGCAUCGAGGCCGAGACCAAGAUCGAGGUGGUGAACCAGGAGCUGCUGCAGGAGACGGGCGUGUCGCUUGACCCCCGCAAGCCCGCCGCACAGUGUGUGCUCGACGGAGUGAGGGGUUGGGACAGCUACAUCGUGUACCUGUUUGACAAGAGCCUCACCAAGUACUCCGGCCCCCUCAGUGCCCGGCCACUACCAGACAAGGUCAACUCCAUCGUGCAAGAGGCGAAGACCCAGCUGCCUCUGGGGGUGCUGAAGAAGGUGUGGGGGGAGGCGGUGAGCUACAUCUGUGGGCUGAAGGAGGACUACAGCAGGCUCUUCCAGGGCCAGAGGGCUGCCAUGCUGAGUCUGCUGCGCUACAACACCAACCUGACCCGCUACAAGAACAGCAUGUUCGGCUUCUCCCAGCAGCUGAAGGCCAAGCUGGACUUCUUCAAGAGCAGCAUCCAGUACGACUUGGAGAAGUACAGCGACCAGAUGCACUACGGCAUAUCCUCUGAGAAGAUGCUGAAGGCCUGGCAGGAGAAUGAGGAGCGAGCCGCAGCCUUUGCUCAGGUGGCAGAGGUGGGCCAUUUGGACGAGGAAAUCAUGGCUCUCCACUCUGAGAUCGUGGAGCUACAGAGGAGCCCAUACGCCCGUCGCCAAGGAGACAAGAUGGAGCAGCUAGAAGAAAAGGCCAUUGAACUCUACAAGCAAAUGAAAAUCAAGUGUAAAACCCCCGAGUCUGAGGUGUGCAGCGAUAGCUCUGAGAUGGUCAAAGCCAUCAUUCAGACGGUCCAGAACCAGGACAAGGUCCUCAAAGACCUGUACACCCACCUCAGCAAGAUCCUGCUGAGCAAGCAGAAGAUCAUAGACCUGUUCCCGCGCAUCGAGAAGACCCUGGAGAGCAUCAAGGAAGCCGACAACACGGUGAUGCUGAUGCAGAUCAAGAGGCAGAAGGAGUUCUGGCACCUGCUGAAGAUCGCCUGCGCUCAGAACUCGUCGCGGAACUCCAUAGCGGCCAGUCCGGAAACCUCCAACCCACUGCAGGCCUCCCAGUGGUCCCAGUCCGCUCAGCCCAUCAGCUCCCCACACCCGCUCACCUCCCUGCCCGGGCCCAACGACAGUGACGCGGCCCCCCGGCUGCUGCAGGAGAACCAGAGGUACCUCAGUCAGCUGACCAGCCUGAUGCAGGACGCGGCUGACGAGCAGACCAAGAGCAUAGUGGAUCAAGACUGGAGCUGGACCAAAUACGAGAAUACUUUAUCAACAAAGCUGAAAAAAAGGAACGCAUAGGAGCCGCAGGCGGCCGCCUCAGCCCCGCCCUUCCCCAGCCCCGCCCCCAGCCGGAAGCCCCGCCCCCAGCCCCGCCCCUAGCUGGUUGCUGCCCCGCCCCCAGCCCCGCCCUCCGUCCCUGCGCUCCCAGUAACACUACGGACUCGAUGCCUUUUCCACAACGGAGUGAACCUUUGUAGCGCCCCCCCCCCCCCCCCCCCUUGGGAUACACACUUCAACAUGGGUUGUUGUUCAGCUACCUGCGCCUGCGGUACGAUGAUCCACGUCCCUUCUCCAUGACCUCCCCACCACCCAUCCACCCUCAUCGUCUCAUCCUAUGGGUCGACCGUCUGGUCAAGCGAAUACGAUCAGGGUUUUUUUAUACAGGAACCAACGAAAAGAAAAGGUUUAACGCUGUGCAUUUAUCGGUUCAGAAGAGAUUUUCGGAGCGUUCAUCUGACUCCUCUUUAAGUCGCCUGGACGAUGUGUUGGUGAUAAUGGUUAGCUACUGAUGCUGUUAAUGUUACAUUCUACUGGUUCACAACUGAGCAAACUGUAGUAGCGGACUGGGGGUGGUGGUGGUGAGAAGUGUGAGGGGGGGCGGGCAGAGGGUGUUCGAUGAGGCCAUCCACAUGGCUGCGACACAAAAGGGAAGCGUCCGUUUCCUUUUUGGUUUGAGGGGGAGGGGGGGGGAAGGGAAGGGGGGAGGCGAGAGGGGAAAUUUCAAUCUGCACUUUGACACGCCCAAUGCGUUCCCCAUCCCUGUGAAGAGACACGCAAGGCUGCUGCCCACCACGUCCGGUUGCUAGGCCAACCACGCAGCCUCUUGGGGCUUCAGCCAACGAUCGCCCACAUACGAGACGGAACACUGUUCGCACCCAUGUCCCAAGUUAAUAUAUUUUUUACGAUACUAUUCAUUCUAAGUGAUAAAGAUGAUAUGUCUGUGUUCUUGUUUUGUUUUUUGCUAACUAUUCUAAUGGUCAUCGUGACUAUAUCUGCUGAGGGAGGGAGAGGGGGUGCGUGGCCCUUUGUGUGUUUAUACAAUGUCUAUACUGUACAUUUGUCUCUUCUGGAGUCGCACUGACGCGCGCUCGGUUCUGUUGCACAUUCCCCCCAUGUCGCUGGAGGACGGCGUCCAUGCAGAAGGUUUGCCACGGCCCGGGUUCACCCUCAACGCACAAUGAUCGGCUCUGUGUGUUCAUCUCCCAUGAGAAUAAAGGGAUCUGGAAACGGACCCACUUGAUUGCGGAGCGCCCCCGGGAAUGACAGGAAUUGUUCGACCGGUCAUACGUGAUCACGCCGUGGCAACGCUUUUUUCCGAGGUGUAUUUAUGAAGUUAGGGUGCGAUGGAGAGAAGAAGAAAAAAUAUUUUUGUAUUUAAGUAACAUGGUUUUUUCUUCUACAUUCAAAUGUUAAUAUGCGUGUGGUCAAACACGUCAGGCGAUGAGUGUUUGUUUCAUUUCUAAGAUUCUCAUUGUCAAUCACAUUGCCUGGUAUUACAAUAAAAAGACUUUGGCAUGAUC
Molecule: messenger RNA, 3955 nt
Organism: Gadus macrocephalus (Pacific cod)
Lineage: Eukaryota; Metazoa; Chordata; Actinopteri; Gadiformes; Gadidae
Product: inhibitor of nuclear factor kappa-B kinase subunit alpha-like
Exons: 22
Coding region: 162-2453 (763 amino acids)
Biological process (GO): positive regulation of transcription by RNA polymerase II; tumor necrosis factor-mediated signaling pathway; peptidyl-serine phosphorylation
Cellular component (GO): cytoplasm; IkappaB kinase complex
Molecular function (GO): IkappaB kinase activity; ATP binding
Source: RefSeq, a predicted model, not a curated record